AUGGCCACCGAUGAGUUACCGCGUAAGCUCUGGGAGCACCCCGACCCCAAGGGUACGGAGAUGUACCAAUUCUUGGAAUCCGUCAACAUCCAUUUCGGGCUCAAGCUCAAGACGUUCGAUGACCUUCACAACUGGACGGUCGCGCACCGCUCCAAAUUCUACGGCCAUCUCUUCAACUACGCCAACCUCAUCUACGAGGGCCGACCAACUUCGGUCGUCGAUGAGUCUCUCCCCAUAGACGCCAUUCCCAAGUGGUUUCCCGGCGUUCGUCUCAAUUGGGCCGAGAACAUUCUCUACUCCCGCGGCCCUACAGACGCGCCCGACCACCACGGCGUUGUAGGCAAGGAGGAUGAGAAGCACGCCGUGACCGAGGUCCGGGAGGGUAACACAGGCGAUGUCCGAAAUCUCAGCUGGGGCGACUUCCGCAGGGAUGCAGGUCGUCUGGCGGCUGCCAUGAAGGCGCGGGGGGUCAAGGAGGGCGACCGAAUUGUUCUCGUCGGAGCUAACUCUAUCGAGACGCUACUGGUCUUUACGGCUGCUACUUGGCUAGGUGCCAUCUUUAGCAGUUCAUCGACGGAUAUGGGUGUCAAAGGCAUCCUGCAGCGGACCACGCAGGUUGACCCCAAGUUCAUCUUCUUUGACGAUGCCACGGUAUACAACGGCAAAACCGUUGAUCUCCGGGGAAAGAUGGCGGAAACGGUCUCCGGGAUGAAAUCAUGCCCGUCAUUCGCCGGCCUCGUUUCCAUCCCCCGUUUCGCCAAACCUUACGACGUCUCAUCUAUUCCCAAGACGGAGCUAUGGGACGACUUCUUCAAGUCCGCAAGCUCUUCUCAGCCCCCGGAAUUCGUCCGGAUCCCCUUCCACGCCCCCUUUCUCAUUUACUACUCCUCGGGUACCACAGGUAUCCCAAAGGCGAUCGUACACACCGUCGGCGGCGUCAUCCUCAACAUUGUCAAGGAAGGUCGCUUACACGAGUCUAUGUCCUCGGAAUCGGUAUGUCUGCAGUACACCACGACCGGCUGGAUCAUGUACCUGGCCAACGUCGCGGCUCUUCUCAAUGGUGCCCGUGUCGUCAUGUACGACGGCUCGCCAUUCGUGCCGGAUCUCACAUCAUUCAUCCGCAUUCUCGGGGAGCAGCGUGUCACGAAGCUUGGCAUCAGCCCUAGGUGGAUGUUUGAAGUUGCAAAGAACAAGAUAAGCCCACGGGAGGUCACUGACCUAAGCGCGCUGCGCAUCGUGACGAGUACAGGCAUGGUCCUCUCCAACCAGUUAUUUGAAUGGUUCUACGACGCCGGCUUUCCGAAGCAUGUCCACCUGGCCAACAUCUCUGGUGGCACUGACAUUGCCGGCUGCUUUGGCAUGGAGAACCCCUUGACGCCUGUCUACGUCGGCGGCACUCAGGGCCCCUCGCUCGGCGUCCCCAUCGAAAUCUUCGACGCCCAGCUCCCCAACGGCCCCGGCAAACCCGUCCCACAUGGGGAGCCGGGCGAACUCGUCGCCACAGCCGCGUUCCCCAACAUCCCCUGCUUCCUCUGGGGCGACUCGACCUCCCCAUCCUCGUCAGCCUCUAGCUUCUCUUCCGCAUCACCGGGGACGAAAUACCACUCCGCCUACUUCGCCCGCUUCGAUCACGUCUGGGCCCACGGAGACUUCUGCCAGGUGCAUCCGAAGACGGGCAACAUUGCGUUCCUCGGCCGCGCAGAUGGCGUGCUGAACCCCAGCGGCAUUCGCUUCGGGAGCGCCGAGAUUUACGCCGUCAUUGAGCGCAACUUCUCGAACAAGGUGGUGGACAGUCUAUGUGUUGGACAGAGGAGGCCUAGCGACGAUGACGAGAGUGUUAUGCUGUUUUUGAUGAUGCGCCCGGGAGAGAUGUUUGAUAAGAAGCUCGUGGGCGAGGUUAAGGAUGCGAUCAGGAGGGAGCUGACCAAGAGGCAUGUGCCGAAAUACGUCUUUGAGACGCCUGAGAUUCCGACAACAGUGAACCUGAAAAAGGUCGAACUGCCCGUGAAGCAGAUCGUUUCCGGCUCACACGUCAAGCCCAGCGGCACCCUCUUGAACCCCCAGAGCCUAGACUUUUACUAUCAGUUCGCAAAGGUAGAGGAGGUGCUCGCCGGAAAGGAGAAGUUGUAA
Messenger RNA from Colletotrichum chrysophilum, 2130 nucleotides. RefSeq lists its product as uncharacterized. The record is from RefSeq and is a predicted model, not a curated record. The transcript has 5 exons. The coding region runs from base 1 to 2130 and encodes 709 amino acids. Gene Ontology annotation, biological process: lipid metabolic process. Gene Ontology annotation, cellular component: cytosol. Lineage: Eukaryota; Fungi; Ascomycota; Sordariomycetes; Glomerellales; Glomerellaceae. Gene Ontology annotation, molecular function: acetoacetate-CoA ligase activity.